AUGUGCCAGAGAAAAUAUGCCUUAGACAUUAUUACAGAGACAGGGUUGCUUGACGCAAAACCAACAGAUUUUCCCAUGGAGCAGAACCACAGGUUAGCUCUGGCAAAUGGGGAUUUAUUGGGUGAUGUAGAGAAGUAUAGACGUCUUAUAGGACGUUUAAUCUAUUUAGCUGUCACUAGGCCAGACUUGGCCUACUCUGUGCAUAUUUUGUCUCAGUUUAAGCAGAGUCUGAGGGUAGAGCACUGGGAUGUUGCCUUGCGAGUUGUGAGAUAUCUGAAGAAGAGUCCGGGUCAGGGGAUCCUGCUGAGGUCUGAUAGUGCUCUACAGUUGGAAGGAUGGUGUGAUUCGGAUUGGGCGAGUUGCCCAUUGUCUCGGCGUUCGUUGACUGGUGGGUUCGUGUUUCUUGGUCUCUCUCCCGUGUCAUGGAAGACCAAGAAACAACCUACGGUUGCUAUGAGCUCUGCCGAAGCAGAGUACAGAUCUAUGUCUGCUUGUUCUCGUGAAUUGAAGUGGUUGAGGAGACUUUUAAGAGAUUUAGGUGUACGACAUGACAGUGGCAUGCACCUAUAUUGUGACAGUCAGUCGGCAUUGUAUAUUGCAAAAAAUCCGGUGUUUCAUGAGCGAACGAAACAUAUUGAAGCUGACUGCCAUUUUGUCAGAGAUGCAAUUAAAGAAGGUCUUAUAAAGCCGUCGUAUGUGCCUACGACGCUUCAGUUGGCUGACAUUUUCACAAAGGCUUUAGGAAAAGUCAAGUUUGAUUUUUUACUCCGCAAGUUGGGCAUAUAUAAUCCGUAUGCUCCAACUUGA
Chenopodium quinoa (quinoa) is the source of this 807-nucleotide messenger RNA. RefSeq lists its product as uncharacterized. The record is from RefSeq and is a predicted model, not a curated record. The transcript has a single exon. Lineage: Eukaryota; Viridiplantae; Streptophyta; Magnoliopsida; Caryophyllales; Amaranthaceae. The coding region runs from base 1 to 807 and encodes 268 amino acids.